UCAGCUUAUCAUAACUCAGCUGUGCUUUGCGAGGGCAUAGCAAAUACACAACUCCCUAAAAGUUCUCGUAAAGUAAUAUCAAACCAGGUUUUUAUUUAUUUUUAUCUUAAAAAAGGAAUAUUUUGGAAGCCAUUGGAGCAAGUGGAUAUGUUGACCUUCGUCUUUGUGUGCCUCUCUAUCUCAGUCACAGGACUGCGUGCUUUUACGGUUACUGUUGCUAAUCCCUCAGUACAGGUGAAAGAGAAUGAGGGAGUUGACUUGAAAUGUUCCUACAGUUCUGACUUUGGGACAUCACCCAGAGUAGAAUGGAAGUUCAGCGAUCUCAAGGGAUCUCAAACAUUGGUCUACUUUGAUAACCAGCCAACUGGGAACUAUGCAGGCCGUAUCACAGUGUAUGAUGGAGGACUGCGAUUAAACAAUGUGACACGAGCAGACAACGGAAACUAUGAUUGUGAGGUGUCUGGAAAUACUGGAUAUGACGAGAAGACCAUCAAACUCACAGUCCUUGUGCCUCCUUCCAAGCCUGUAUCCAGAAUCCCUUCAUCAGUCAUGAUAGGCAGUAGCGCUCGCCUGACCUGCAUCGACACAGAUGGCUCCCCUCCAUCCAGCUAUAAGUGGUACAAAGACAACAUUCUCCUCCCCGAGGAUCCAACCUUGUCCUCCAAUUUUAAGAACCUCACUUACAAGAUGAACGUUAAGAAUGGUAACCUGGACUUUGCGAGUGUGUCUAAGUUGGAUACCGGUUCAUAUUUCUGUGAGGCCAGUAAUGGAGAAGGUGCCCCUCAGCGUGGAGAUGCAAUGCGCAUGGAAGUCCGCUGUCAGAAAAUAUGUGUGGCUCCAGAAUACAUGGUCACAUGACAGUAAAAGUGUACAGUUGCCAAGAUGCAGGGGGUGGGUCAACUUACCCCACUCUCCCCUACUUCCAUUGAAGAUGAGACAGAAGCUGGCUCUAAGAGUAAGGGAGACCUCACUUAUAUAAACAUCUACAAUAAAGUCUGAAAUUAUUACAGAG
Carassius auratus (goldfish) is the source of this 1012-nucleotide messenger RNA. RefSeq names its product junctional adhesion molecule A-like. The record is from RefSeq and is a predicted model, not a curated record. NCBI's taxonomy places the organism in Eukaryota, Metazoa, Chordata, Actinopteri, Cypriniformes, Cyprinidae. Gene Ontology annotation, cellular component: bicellular tight junction. Gene Ontology annotation, biological process: establishment of endothelial intestinal barrier; cell adhesion; intestinal absorption. Bases 148 to 858 code for a protein of 236 amino acids. The transcript is spliced from 7 exons.